AUGAAGUCUGAGAAAUGGAGAAGACGUAUUUCUUAGUUUUAUUUUGUUUCUCCCUGAAUAUUUUUAAAACAUAUGGAUACCAAAGUAUACACAAGUACACGAAACCUCAAGUGAUUACUACCCCAAACUAUCCCGAGCCUUACCCCCCAUACUUUAACUGCACAUGGAAAUGGAGUAAAGAUUCUGGUAUUUGGGCUGUCUUAUUUGAAGACUUGUCUGUAAGCUGUGAUGAUUGGGUUUAUGUUGAGGAUGUCCAAUCAAGUAAAAAGUAUCCUGAAGGAUGUUCUCACAGUACUAUGAUGCCGAUUUAUAUUCAUGGAUCAGAACUUGUGAUUAGAUUUUCAACCACUGAAAACCGUAAUUUACAUUCUGGCUUUAAAAUUCGGAUCCUCUCUGGAUGUGAUCUAGAUGAUGUGAAAGUCCAAGUUUACGAAAUAAAAGAAAAAGGAAAGGAAACCAUGGAACUGAAGACAAACCAUGUGCACACAUUACUGUAUAUUCUAUUGGCUAUCAUCGGGACUAUCGUCUGUUUCGUUGCUUUAUUGAUGUUUAUUUUCAAACAUCGGAGAAAUCGGAGUCAAAGUGAAAGCCUCUCGGUGGCAGUAUCUGUAAACCACAUCCGUCGAGGCACUGGUGUUAGCUAUAAAAGAUCUGCAUCUACAUCUGAAUCGAUUUCUUCCAAUGAUACAGAAACUGCCAAAGUGGAAAUCGAACGGAAACGAGUGACCAGAACUCCGAGUCAAAGAUCAUGGACAGCCAGGGCAGCAUUGGCAACCAAAUCGAAUGUAGCGGUUGAUAAUCUGUAUUCACCCAUUGGCCAUUAUGAGAAUCAGAUCAACCGUCCGCUCUCUGCUUUGAUAGAAUAUGAUCCAUUAUCCAAGCCUGUACCAAGUGCAAAUGUGCAUCCGACCACUAUUUCGGGAUACGAGGCCCCUGUUAUUCCCAAGUAGUUCAAUUUUGUCGUCUGAAUGUUGGUUUAGUAAUAUGUGGCGAUAGGGCGAUUGCACUCGUGUAUAUAUAAAUAUAUUUCAUAAACUGUUCUUCGUUUGUUCUGUACAUACUUCCAAACAUACUUCCAAUUUUUAUUUCACUACUAAAUUAAAAUCUGAUUGAUUGCAUAGAUGAACUAAGAAUGACACCGAGCAAGCCAUAUGCUAUACAUAUUCUUUUUCAUUUUAUUACAGAAGAAAAGUGAUAAUAUAUAAUUUUGUAAUAUAAUCAAGCUUUUUUGUUAAUUGUGAAUAAACUGCUUACAAAAUU
This is a messenger RNA of Lottia gigantea (owl limpet), 1260 nucleotides long. RefSeq lists its product as hypothetical. The transcript is spliced from 5 exons. The record is from RefSeq and is a predicted model, not a curated record. The coding region runs from base 15 to 950 and encodes 311 amino acids. Lineage: Eukaryota; Metazoa; Mollusca; Gastropoda; Lottiidae.